AUGGAGAGUGCAGACCAAAAGUCGUUGCAUGCACAACAGCCUCCAUCUUAUCCACCAGCUGUGAUACAGGCAGGGUAUUUCGCUCCUCCAGCACCGGCUCCUUACCCGUACGCUGCAAACUUAUACCUGCCAGCGCCUUCAGGUUAUACUUCCAAAAUCUCAAAUGUUCAUGCACCAUUUACGUCUACCCCCUAUAGCCGGACAACUCUUCACGAGGAUGUGCCAACCAACUCGUUGAAUUCGUUACAACUGGCACUAGACGAAGUCAAACAUCUGUCCAGGAUGGCAGAUCCAUUGUCUGUCGUUGCUUCUGUCGUUGCUGUUGCUUCUGCGGCAGUACAAAUAUCCCAGACCUUGUACAAGGUAGCUGACGCUCUCGGUGGCACUAACUCAGAGGUCGAGUCCAUUGCGUCCGAGGUGGAGAUAUUCUCUGAUGUCCUCGAAGAUCUUCGUGAAAUCCUUGACGAAGCAGAAGAUAUCAUAACCCCCAAAGCUCUGAAACAUGCAAAUACACUCCUUUCGAAGUGUAAAGAUGUCUUCGAGACAAUCCAGCAAAUGCUAGCACCAUACAAAGAUGCAGACCGAAUCAGCUUCUGGCACAGUAUUCAAUGGGCCUUCAGACGAGAAAGGGUGAAGCCUAUGCGCUGUAGGCUUGAAGCAUUAAAAACUACUCUUUCGGUCUGGCUAGGAACAGUCAGACUGGCACGGUACAGAAGCAGCUCGUUAGCCAUUGAUUCUUCCUCCGAUAGGAAGGACAAAAAGUAUUUGUUGGAUGUAGAGAAGUCAAUUGUCCGAAAUAGUACUGCCAUGGUUCGCUGGCAGCGUGCAGAAGCAGAAGCUAGGCAACCGUACAACCCGUACGGCCAGGCUUAUUCGGCUAUCGCUUACACUCCCACCAAGCCUUCGAAGGAGAUACAAUGGAUGUCUCAUCUGGUACCAUAUACAAACGAUUCAAAAACUGAGCCGCGGAAUCAGGCCUUGCAACUAGAAGACGUCCAACUGAGCCCAAGCAUCCCCAGAAGCAUCUCAAACAUAGAGGUUCUGAAAACUGUGAAUGUGCUGCUUGCUAAAUGGACAAAUCUUGAUGUCUCGGCUGAAGAUUUGCCAGAAUCCAGAACAGCAACUGGCAAGACCGGGCGGUCCAAAAGGGAUGUCGAGAAGGCGACUGGCACUGGGCGCUUGGGCCGCGAUGCUGAAAGCUCUGGUGUCAAGAAGACAAAAGCAAACAAAGAGCAGCCCCGGGAAAUGCUACGUACGAAGAAAACGCAACCGCUUAGUGUGAAGGGAAUCGACAGUGGUGAUAGAGAGAGUAAAUCAGAAGAUGAUGCCUCAAUACAAACAGAUGGAGUGGCGGAAAGCAUCAGGAAGGAAAGGGUCGGUGACAACGCCACAGAUACUGAAGAUGUUCAGGCAUUUGAUCCGAUUAUAGCCGACGCUUCAGGCGAUGAAGCCAGCGAUGACAGUGCAUGGGAAGCCAUCAGUACCGGCCAUCUUUCUCGCCGGGAGACCAAAGCAAGGUUUGUGGAGAAUCGCCUCGAAAAGCGUGAAGAAGGUAUAGGAUUAGAGACACCUUCGGACUUCUCAAGUACUAAUAAUGCCCCGCCGACCGCCUCUUAUACAUAUCCCUCGGUUUCCCAGCCCUCCGCCCUCAACCCACAGGCCGGUCAUGCACAAACGAUUGCGAGUCACAGCCAGGUCUAUACAGCUGGUCCACAAAUCGAAUAUGCACAAAAGGUUGCGAGUGACAGCCAUCCCCCGGAUCAUACGGUACCGUAUGGUCUUGUGCCACAACCUCAAGACCCCAUUCCUACUUCACCAUGGGGAAAUUCAUAUCAGAUAACCAGUCCUUAUAGCAUGCUUGUGUCUGGGCCGCCUCCUCCAGAAGAGCCCCCACCCUCGAAGACACUCAACGGAAAGGAAGUACUGGCACGUGUGCAAGAAAUGCUGCUGAAGAACAAGGAGGAGAACAUUUCCAGGGAAAAGGCUGGAUUAGCACAGAUCGCUGCGGCCAAUGCAGCAAGAGAAAAGACGUAUCGAAAAGAGAUGGAGGCUGCGGUGCUGAGGGCGCAUAUGAAUGCUGAGAGAGUGAUAGCCGAAUCAGUUGCAAGAGUACAAAAGGAGGCAGAGAUCAAGGAAUCCGACAUGGAGAAUGCUGUUAUUCAUUUCAAAGAUGCAGUUGGGAGAAGGUUUAUCUUUCCUUUCAAGCUCUGUCGCACAUGGCGUGACAUGCAGACGCUUGUUCGUCAAACAUUUUUCCACGUUGAAACUCUCAAGCCUUAUGUAGUGGAUGGAAAAUAUGACUUACUGGACUCGGACGGCGCGAUCAUCUUACCGCAAGUAUGGGACAGCGUAAUUGAGCCAGGGCGGACAAUUGGAAUGCAUUUGUGGUCAUUACCAGGUCAAGACAAUACUCAGGAUGAGCCGGCUAGCACCGCUUCUGCUCCGUCAACAGCCCCUGGACCUGACCCUGGGGUCUUGAGCUACCUUGAUGGUACACCGAUUCCGUCACCAAAACCUCCAAACUUGAAUCCCCUUUCCGAAUCAGCAUUUCUCCCCCCACCAGAGGCGCCACAACCAUCACCCGCCAUAGCAGAGGAGGAUUCGGAGGCUCAGUCUACACCAACGAGAAAGAGAUCAAAAGAUCGCCCUAGGACACUUGGCACGUCUGGAGAAUCGAGCUCUGAUGAGGGUACUGAAUCUGAGUAUGCUGGCGACAGCGAGGUCGAUGGGGCUGAGAGUUCGGUGGUGCCAUGGCAGGAAGCCCUACAGAGAAGCUCGGAGAAGCAUGCUGAGGAAUUUCAACGCACGUGGGAUACUAUUACAGAGGCGGCCAAAGCGGAAGCUGUGCGCGAGAUCCUCAGGAAAUGGUUAAAAGAGAACUCGGGUUCAAAGGAUCAGGAGGAGGACCACCAGAUACAGACACAAGCCAAGGAUUUGAUAGAACAGCCAAAGAACAAUGCCAGGCCCGCUAUACAGCAGCUGCAGAUGCAGUUACCGACGUCCGUUUCAGGUAGUAUCUCAGCAAACCCGUAUGCGACAGAAGCUCCACGAUCGGUUCUUGCACUAGGUGGCCGCACCCAAAGCAAGCAUGAUGUGGCCAACGCUCUGGAAACAAGUCCUUUGAGUGCCGCGCCAAGUUGGCUCUGCAGCGAAUGUCACUCACCAUUGCCCCGUGGAAAGCAAACAGAAGCUCCUCUUCCGGAUAUUGGAUCUCCCCAGACUCCGCAAUCAAAGCCCAGAAAGCCCACUAACGCACAAAGUGUAAUACCCCAGCUUCCCAAUGACAUGUCUCCACCACUAAACAUCAACAAAAGCAUAGCUGAGCGUCUCGACCUUUUGGAGAAAAUCCUCCAACACCAAGGAAACGUGCGGGGACAGGCGAAAGAAGAAGAAGAAGAAGAAGAAGAACGCUUAGCCCAGCUAGAGAAAACAGUGCGGCAGCCAGGCAACGGUUAUGCACCUGCACCAGCAUUGAUGACACCUCCUAUUACCGAGCCGGAAUUGUCGCAAUCCUACACGCCUUCCAGUGCGAAAACUCCAUCUAAAACCGGCACAGUCAGUACGAAGGAGAGGAAGGGUCCGUCAUCGAGAUCUCUUCUUCGAGCACGGCUUUUUGGAAGGGCCAAAUCGGACUCGGGGGCCGUCCAUUAG
Messenger RNA from Endocarpon pusillum Z07020, 3651 nucleotides. RefSeq lists its product as uncharacterized. The transcript is spliced from 3 exons. Bases 1 to 3651 code for a protein of 1216 amino acids. NCBI's taxonomy places the organism in Eukaryota, Fungi, Ascomycota, Eurotiomycetes, Verrucariales, Verrucariaceae. The record is from RefSeq and is a predicted model, not a curated record. Gene Ontology annotation, biological process: regulation of DNA-templated transcription.